Hypoxylon trugodes is the source of this 2755-nucleotide messenger RNA. RefSeq names its product carbohydrate-binding module family 1 protein. Gene Ontology annotation, biological process: carbohydrate metabolic process. Gene Ontology annotation, cellular component: extracellular region. The record is from RefSeq and is a predicted model, not a curated record. The coding region runs from base 1 to 2538 and encodes 845 amino acids. NCBI's taxonomy places the organism in Eukaryota, Fungi, Ascomycota, Sordariomycetes, Xylariales, Hypoxylaceae. Gene Ontology annotation, molecular function: flavin adenine dinucleotide binding; cellulose binding; oxidoreductase activity, acting on CH-OH group of donors. The transcript is spliced from 12 exons.
AUGGGUCGUUUUACUUCCUUUGUAGCGCUACUCGCGGUCAGCUUAAAUAUCCAGCAAUGUCUUGGCCAGAGUGGUACUCCAACCGUAUAUAAAGACAGCAAGACCGGGAUUACGUUCGACACGUGGGUAGUGCCUGAUAAGGCAGAUGGCGGUAACGGUGUAUCAGCUACAGGGGGUCUCACCUUUGGUGUUGCACUCCCUGAGAAUGCCUUGACCGUCGAUGCCACCGAGUUUAUAGGCUAUCUCAGAUGCGGCUCCAAUGGCACAACUACCAAGGCAUGGUGCGGCCUUUCCUUUGGAGGACCAAUGACGAAUAGCUUACUUCUUAUGGCCUGGCCUUACGAGAACGAGAUUUUAACAUCUUUCCGGUUCGCUAGUGGCUACACAAGCCCGGACGUAUACACUGGCAAUGCCAAAUUGACCCAGAUAUCAUCUACCAUCGAUAAAGAUCAUUUUACUCUAAUAUUCAGAUGUCAAAAUUGCCUAACGUGGGACCAAGACGGGGCAUCUGGCUCCGCAUCAACUAGCGCCGAAUCCUUGGUGCUAGGCUGGGCCAGUUCACUACAAGCUCCGUCAAACCCAUCCUGUCCAGGUAAUAUUGGUAUUAACUUCCACAACAAUGGUCAAAGCAUCUGGGGCGCUACUUUGGAUAGCAAUGCUGCGAACCCAUCCUAUUCGAAAUGGGCCGCUCAAGCUACCGCGACAGUUACUGGGAGUUGUGGAGGUGCAACGCCUACGACUACCACAACAAGUUCUACGACAAUCCCGACCGCUACCGGUAUCCCAGUACCUACUGCCACUUAUGACUACAUUGUGGUUGGCGCCGGUGCUGGUGGAAUCCCUCUAGCAGAUAAGCUUAGUGAAGCUGGAAAGAGUGUGCUACUUAUCGAAAAGGGACCUCCGUCCUCGGGACGAUGGGGUGGUUCCCUUAGGCCAGAUUGGUUGGAUGGAACUAACCUAACUCGAUUCGACGUACCUGGCUUGUGUAAUGAGAUAUGGGUUAACUCAGCAGGAAUCGCUUGCACAGACACAGAUCAGAUGGCAGGCUGCGUACUCGGUGGAGGUACCGCCGUCAACGCUGGUUUAUGGUGGAAGCCAUAUGCUCUAGACUGGGAUUACAACUUUCCUAAAGGAUGGAGAUCAUCAGACAUGGCUUCUGCAACUAAGAAGGUCUUCUCCCGUAUCCCUGGCACUGACCACCCUUCAAUGGAUGGCAAGCGAUAUUAUCAACAAGGCUUCGAGGUCCUUGCUGGUGGUUUGAAGUCUGGUGGGUGGACUGAAGUUACCGCAAAUGACGUACCUGAUCAGAAGAAUCACACAUUCUCUCAUUCGCCUUUCAUGUUUUCUGGUGGUGAACGAGGAGGCCCUAUGGCCACUUACCUCGUUUCUGCUAAAAAGCGCAAGAACUUCAACUUAUGGAUGAACACAGCAGUGAAACGAGUUAUCCGAACCGGAGGUCACGUUACUGGUAUUGAAGUUGAACCUUUCCUGAACGGCGGUUACAAGGGCGUCGUAAAUGUCACAUCAGUUACUGGUCGCGUCAUCCUCUCUGCCGGAACAUUUGGCUCUGCCAAGAUCCUAUUAAGAAGCGGAAUUGGACCUGCAGAUCAAUUGACUGUAGUCCAGUCGUCGACUGAUGGCCCGACGAUGAUCUCCAACAACUCAUGGAUCGACCUACCUGUCGGUUACAACUUGGAAGACCAUACAAAUACCGACACCGUCAUCACGCAUCCAGACGUAGUGUUCUACGACUUCUACGAGGCUUGGGAUACUCCCAAUGUUACUGACAAGGACCAGUAUCUUGGCUCACGAUCCGGUAUCCUUGCUCAAGCAGCACCGAAUAUUGGUCCGAUGUUCUGGGAUGAAAUCAAGGGUGAUGAUGGUGUCGUCCGACAACUUCAAUGGACUGCCAGAGUUGAAGGAAGUGCCGGUACACCUAACGGGUACGCUAUGACCAUGAGUCAAUACUUGGGACGAGGUGCCAAAUCGAGGGGUCGUAUGACGAUUACCAAAGCGUUGACAACUGUGGUUUCUACGCUUCCUUACUUGCAGGACAAGAGUGAUGUUCAAGCUGUCAUUCAAGGAAUCAAGAACCUGCAAGCGGCCCUCGCCAAUGUCAAGGGGCUUACUUGGACCUACCCACCCUCAAACACGACUGUCGAAGACUUUGUCAAUAAUAUGCUCGUUUCGUACACUAACCGGCGCUCAAACCAUUGGAUCGGAACGAACAAGCUCGGAACUGAUGACGGCCGAACCAACAGUGGCUCCGCAGUUGUGGAUCUUGACACCAAGGUUUACGGUACUGACAACUUAUUUGUUGUCGAUGCCGGAAUUUUCCCUGGUCAUAUUACCACCAACCCAUCUUCAUACAUUGUCAUUGCGGCGGAACACGCAUCCGAAAGAAUCCUCGCCUUGUCGCCGCCCAGAGCGCAGCCGCGUUUUGCGCAAUGCGGUGGGUCGCGCUGGACGGGUAGCUUCCAGUGCGCUGCACCAUACACUUGCAAGUAUCAGAACGAAUUUUACUCGCAGUGUGUUUAAAUUUUGUAUAUAAAUUUGAAUUUCGUAAUGCUUCAAUCGCAAAUAAUGUUUCAAUUAAAACCGAUCACCAUGUGCUAUUCUGUUUGGGUAAGACAACCGUGACCAACCACAUGUCUAUAACAGGAUGCAGCUUCUAGGAAACAAGAUUCGCGCCUUUCGUACAUGUUUAAUGCUAUCGAGAGAAGGCUCAAAGGCUACCAAACUUACUGGCACCUCC